Chroicocephalus ridibundus (black-headed gull) is the source of this 2126-nucleotide messenger RNA. It is a transcript of the gene INAVA, whose product is annotated as innate immunity activator. The transcript has 8 exons. Lineage: Eukaryota; Metazoa; Chordata; Aves; Charadriiformes; Laridae. The coding region runs from base 81 to 1838 and encodes 585 amino acids. Gene Ontology annotation, biological process: adherens junction maintenance; positive regulation of protein ubiquitination. The record is from RefSeq and is a predicted model, not a curated record.
CUCGCCUGCCUUCCUCCCCUCUCCCCUGCCCCGCCGCCAUCGCCGGAGCCAUCGUCGGCCGCCCAGGAGGACGCGGGGCGAUGCUGAGGGUCGGGGGGGGGGGUUCAGGGGGGGCUUCACCUUUGGGUGUUCCCCGAGGGGUGGCGAGGGGACAAGGCGUCUCCCCGCUGUCGCCCGUAGGGUCCCGGCCCGGCAUGGGGGAGGUGAGCGACACCGACAGCGGGAUCAUGCUGCAUUCGGGCCCCGACAGCCCCGUGCCCCCCCUGAAGGAGCGGGCGCAGGCCGGGCGCAGGCGGCAGCAGGCGUUGGAGGCCCGGCUGGAGACCUGCGUGCAGGAGCUGCGGCGGCUCUGCCUGCGCGAGGCGGAGCUGACGGGGACGCUGCCCCGCGAAUACCCCCUGAAAGCCGGCGAGAAGCCCCCUAAGGUCCGGCGCAGGAUCGGGGCUGCCUUCAAGCUGGAUGAGACCCUCGUCCUGCGCGGGGCGGACCCGCUGAGCGCCCUGGAGCGGGACCUGGCGCUGCAGCUGCAGAUCGCCAAGGCCGCCCGGCGCCUGUGCCGCGAGGAGAACAUCAGCAAGCGGCUGCGCAAGCGGCGGCAGACGGCGGCGCUGCUGGAGGAGCAGAAGCUGAAGGACCUGGAGAACAUCCUCAACCAGCGCCGGCUCCUGGCCGGCCGACGGCCACUGUCCGCCCCCGCCGGAACCGCUGCUGCCGAGGAGCUCAGCGCCUCCGACGAGAGCUCCCUGUCGGACGCCGUCCUGCUGGAGGAGGAGGAGACGCGGCCGCCAGGACCCGGCACCCCGCGAGGGUCCCCGUCACCCGAGCAGCCCAGCGAGGCGGAAGGCUCGGGGACCCCCCCGGACCCCCCCAGCCCCUGGCAGGAGACCAGCCACGACAGACCCUAUGAGAAGGCCACCAAACCCGGCGUCGAUGCCGGCGAUGGGGAAACCCGGGGCUCCCGGUGCUACCCCGCGUCCCCGCCGGCCGCCCCCGGCAGCCCUGACCCCGCAGCCGCGCUGGCGCCCAGGGCGGGGGACGUCCCUCCCUACCGCUUCGUCCCCAUCAGGACCCUGGUGCUGUGCCGGCAGGCGGGCUCCAGCGCUCCCAGCACCCCGGAGCCAUCGGGCCGGCGGGGACAGUCCCAGUCCUUGAGGGUGGAGACGUGCUGGCAGCCCGGGGAGCCGCGGGGCCGCAGCGCCGUACCCCGCCGGCGUCCCACCUACUACACGGUGACGGUACCCACCUCCGUCAUCCCCACCAUCCCGAGCCCCGGCCCAGCGCAUCGCUCCGGCUCCGACGACAGCAUCUCCGACCUCUCCAGCAUCUCUCACGCCACCUCUCCGGGCAGCAGCAGCCCCGACGUCUCCUUCCCGCGUCCCCCGCUCCCACCACCCCUCGUCGAACCUGGGUACUACCCGCGGGGUGCCCACCGGUUCCUGCCGCCCGCCGGCCCCCCGGCUUUCCUCUACGAGCAGGAUCUGGCCCCUUUACGCUACCAGCGCCUGGUGCCCUCCCACAGCCGCAUCGUGCGCACCCCCUCGCUCAAGGACUACGCGCCGGCGGGGGGCCGGGGGCUCUCCAAGGCGGCCGUCACCGAGGAGCUCAUGUCGUGGCACCAGCGCGCCCGGCUGCGGGGUGCCCGUCCCCACUCCCUCGACCGGCAAGGGGCCUUUCGGGGACCCCGUGGUGGCAGCGGCAGCAGCAGGGACGUGCCCAUCACCCGUGGGGUCCUGCCGUGGGCUCAGGCCCCCCCGCUGCACGUCCUGCGGCGCUCCCCGGACGGCGUGCCCGUGCAGGUCUACCUGCCUGAGAACGGCGAGAUCGUCACACAAGUGUAAGCGCAGACACCACCACCACUACCACCCCCCCCCCAGCCCCCCACCCACCCCCCAGCACCCCGAGGCGCGGGAGUGGGGGGGAGCACAGCCUGGCUGGCCCAGGGACAGUGGGGACGGGCCUGUCCCCUACCCCCCCCACCCCGGUGGGGGGACAUGGGUGGGGGGCGCAGCUGCCCCCUCAGCACCCCUGGGUGCUCGGGGGGGGACGACAAGGUGGCCGGGGCUGGCCCCCCCCACUCCCCCCCACCCCGUGUCCCCUCCCCGCCACCCUGCCCCCGGAUGCUGAGG